AUGCUACCGGAAACGGCUAUGAUGGCACCGCCAACCAAGAGCGCGCCUCGGCCGUUUUUGGCGUCUACAACAGCCAGAUUAGCGGCAGAAGCUCCCAGUGAACCUUUGGGACACGAUGAUGCAGAUUGUGCACGUCCACCGACGACUGCUCCGGAACCAACGACUAGGGAGCCGAACGGGCGUCGAGAUGAAUACCAUGCUCGUCCACAGCCACGACGAUUCCCCAGUUCUGGAAGCAGCGGAAGGGCCGGCGGAGGACUCAUGGGCUACUUGCGUUCCAUGUCUUCUCGACGUUUUCUCGUUGGUGCGCUAGCGGAUACAGCCACGAUUGCCGAAGACGAGCCCCUCGAUCAGCCCAAUGGGUUCCUCGACGAGGCGAACGAAAUCAAAACGGCUCUGGACGCACCAUACAAUGGAAACAACGUAGACGGAAACGCAGAAAAGGAAGUAGAAAACGGAUUGGACCGGUCUAACAAUCACCGCCGUAGACGGCGCAGCUCGUCCAGGGGAAUGUCGUCUUCGAGUCGACGCCGCAACCACCGAAGACAUAAGCAGUUAACUGGCAAUACCAUGACCAUGAACAACUCGUCGCGGAUUUCCGAUUGGAUGUUGCACCGGUGA
Seminavis robusta is the source of this 621-nucleotide messenger RNA. Lineage: Eukaryota; Bacillariophyta; Bacillariophyceae; Naviculales; Naviculaceae. The record is from the annotation of a GenBank genome assembly.